This is a messenger RNA of Fusarium coffeatum, 1956 nucleotides long. RefSeq lists its product as uncharacterized. The record is from RefSeq and is a predicted model, not a curated record. The coding region runs from base 1 to 1956 and encodes 651 amino acids. NCBI's taxonomy places the organism in Eukaryota, Fungi, Ascomycota, Sordariomycetes, Hypocreales, Nectriaceae. The transcript has 2 exons.
AUGUAUCUUUUAAACAAUCUGAUCAUCGGCCUUCUUAUUAGAGGGGUUUGGGGUCAAACAGUCGUUACCCCACCUGAUCCAUCACUGGAAAUCGACCCAUCUCCGCCUACAGUUGUCGGUCAAUCUGAGCAGCCAAGUGCUCCACCUGUCCCAGAAGCUCCAACUGCUCCAGAAAUCUCAACUGUUCCAGAAAUCUCAACUGUUCCAGAAAUCUCAACUGCUCCAGAAGCCUCAACUGUUCCAGAGGCUCCCACUACUCCGACUCCUACUGAGCCAACCGAUGGUAUCCAGUCAAACACAGCUACAGAACCAGUCGAGCCAACUGCUUCAAUUGAUACCCCUGAGCUAACAGAACCUCCUGCCCCGAAUGAAGCUACUCAGCCACCUGAACCCAUUGAGCCAACCGCUCUUACAGAGCCUACCGACCCAAUUGAGCCCACCCUACCAACCGCGCCGACUGAGGCAACCGAGUCAAUUAUAAUUCCCCCUGUAGAGCCAACAGAGCCAACCGCCCAGGAUGAGUCCACCGAACCUACCGUGAUUGUCGAACCUACAGAAGAGUCUGAAGCAGUUGGACCGACGGCUUCUGAGCCGAGUCCUCCUACAGAGCCAACCGCGUCCGCGGAGCCUGUCCCACUAAGCGAGCCUACCGAGCUUACCGAGGCUGUAGAGCCUACAGAGGCUACACAACAGUCUGAGGCAUCUGAAGCAACUAUCCCCACAGAGACUACUCAACCAGCUCCCGCAGAGCCAGCAGAACCUACUGAGUCUGCAGAACAGCCUGAAGCUACCGCCCCUCCAGCUUCAACAGCAGAAGCUCCUGAGGUGUCAGGCGGCCCUGAAAAGAGUGGGGAAGGGUUGACUGCAGGUCCUGCAAGCUCGCAAGGCCCAGACAUUGGCACAAAUGAACCAGUUGAUCAGCCUGAGCAGACUGAAGCGGCCCCAUCAGGUUUCACGACACUUACAACACCACCACCUGAGCCUACAGGGGACGUUGCUGAGUUGGACCUCGGAGAUGCGUCACUCAAUCCUAACGCAAGAUUUACUACAGUCGCUGGCGAGGAGGCAAUUGUACUGGAGCCGCCUCCUAAUGGCGAAGCAACGUUUAGUAUCAAAGUGGAGGAGCCAUUAGACAUUGAGGAAGGUAAUCUCGUUGCACUUGAAGCUGUAGUUCAAGUGGUGGAAAGCUCUUCCAGUCGACGUAAGAGGUUCCUAAUCGGACGACAAGAUAGAGGCAACCGUCUUCAGAUGAUUAUGAACGAAAAGAUCAUUUACGAUAAGGAAGUUGACGAGACUGCGGGCAAGUUCCAACGAAUCAAGAGUGAGAAGACUCAAUUUGUCAAGAAUCCGGUUGUCCAAGUACUUCAGACGUCUGGUGAUAAUCCUGUGGCUCUCUCAGUCAGUGGGCUAGGAUUUGUCAAAUCGGAGACACCGACAAAGGAGCCGAAUAGGCCGGUAGUCAUCCCUAACACGGAGCUUAAUCCUGGUAGUCAAGCGACUGAGGAGCCAGCCAAAGAGCCACCUGCCCCGCCAGAGGCCACUGGGGAAGAGCCCCCUCCUGUUAAUCAAGAAACUGAUAAACCUGCACCAGAACCAGCCGCCCCGCCGAAGGUGUCCGUGGAAGAACCUCCUCUUGUUGGUGAAGAAACUACAGUUCAGCCAUCUCAGCAGACAAGUCCACCAGACGUCGUGGAAACAGAGCCUGCUCCUGGAACUCUGGAAACUGCAGGUCCUAGUGAACCUGCUAGAAGUGAUGGAGGGACGAUUAUAACUGAGCAGCGACCCGAAACUGGCACCGGUAUUGAGCCUGUCAUUGGUACAGGCAAUCCCACCGGAUCAGUUCCAACAACACCCACGGGGCCUGUGGAGGUUGAACCAAACGAGGCGACACAUGGUAUUGUCACGAAUAUGGUUAUAUUAUAUGGAGUGCCUGUUCUUGCAGCACUUCUCAUUUGA